CCUGUGCUAGUGCUCGGGUCUGUGUGGUUACCUACGUGAAGUCCCGGCUUGCGGCCUCCUGAGAAUUCAGUCACCGGAGGUGCCAGGGAAGUGCCAAAGUUGGCGGCAACAACGCCCCCCGAUUUCAGCUGCACCCCAAUCCCGGUACCGGUCGUCUAGUCCGAAGCACACGUCUAAUACUAGGCAUCUAAAGCUAGGAGCCCCUUCGGGAGAGGCAGAGACAUGCCGAGUGUCAGCCUCCCUCCUAAGGAGAACGCUCUCUUCAAAAGAAUCCUGAGAUGUUAUGAGCACAAGCAAUAUCGAAAUGGGUUGAAAUUUUGCAAACAGAUUCUUUCCAAUCCCAAGUUUGCUGAACAUGGGGAAACUCUAGCAAUGAAAGGAUUGACCUUAAACUGUCUUGGGAAAAAAGAGGAUGCGUAUGAACUUGUGCGAAGAGGACUCAGAAAUGAUCUCAAGAGCCAUGUUUGUUGGCAUGUGUAUGGUCUUUUGCAAAGAUCAGAUAAAAAAUAUGAUGAGGCCAUCAAGUGUUACAGGAAUGCCCUGAAAUGGGACAAAGACAAUCUCCAGAUCUUGAGGGACCUCUCUCUUCUUCAGAUCCAGAUGAGAGAUUUGGAAGGAUAUAGGGAAACUAGGUACCAGUUAUUGCAAUUGAGACCUGCUCAAAGGGCAUCAUGGAUUGGAUAUGCUAUUGCUUAUCAUUUAUUAGAAGAUUAUGAGAUGGCUGCAAAGAUAUUGGAAGAAUUUCGCAAGACCCAGCAGACAUCUCCAGACAAAGUCGAUUAUGAAUACAGUGAACUGCUGCUUUAUCAAAAUCAAGUUCUCCGAGAGGCAGGGCUCUUCAAGGAGGCGCUAGAUCAGCUCAGCACCUAUGAGAAACAAAUCUGUGAUAAAUUAGCUGUUGAAGAAACAAAAGGAGAUUUGCUGUUACAUUUGGGCCGACUAGAAGAAGCAGCAGAUGUUUACAGGGGACUACAAGACAGGAGUCCUGAGAACUGGGCCUAUUACACGGGUUUAGAGAAUGCACUUAAACCAGCCAGCAUGGAAGAGAGACUAAAAAUCUAUGAAGAUAGUUGGACAAAAUAUCCAAGGGGGCUGUUGCCAAGGCGGCUACCUUUAAGUUUUCUUUCUGGGGGAAAGUUUAGAGAAUGUCUUGACAAAUAUCUAAGGAUGAACUUUAGCAAAGGUUGCCCUCCUGUCUUCAACACCUUAAGGUCAUUAUAUGGUGAUAAAGAGAAGGUGGAGAUUAUCGAAGAUCUAGUAGUUGGUUAUGAGACAUCUUUAAAAAGUUGCCGGUUGUUUAACAUUAAUGAUGAUGGGAAGGAAGAGCCACCAACAACGUUGCUGUGGGUUCAGUACUACUUGGCCCAGCACUAUGAUAAGAUCGGUCAACCAAUUAUUGCACUUGAAUAUAUUAAUGAAGCAAUUGAUAGCACGCCAACUUUGAUUGAACUUUUCCUUGUGAAAGCAAAAAUUUAUAAGCAUGCUGGUAAUAUAAAGGAAGCAGCAAAAUGGAUGGAUGAAGCACAGGCACUGGACACAGCUGACAGGUUUAUUAACUCGAAGUGUGCAAAGUAUAUGCUAAAGGCUAACAUGAUAAAAGAAGCUGAAGAAAUGUGCUCAAAAUUUACAAGGGAAGGAACAUCUGCAGUUGAGAAUCUAAAUGAAAUGCAGUGCAUGUGGUUCCAGACAGAGUGUGCACAGGCUUACAAAUCUAUGAAUAAAUAUGGUGAAGCACUUAAGAAAUGUCAUGAAAUUGAGAGACAUUUUGUAGAGAUCACAGAUGACCAGUUUGACUUCCACACCUACUGCAUGAGAAAAAUUACACUCCGAUCAUAUGUGGACUUGUUAAAAUUAGAAGAUGUACUAAGACAACAUCCAUUUUACUUCAAAGCUGCCCGAAUUGCCAUUGAGAUUUAUCUGAAACUUCAUGAUAAACCCUUAACAGAUGAAAAUAAGGAGCAUGAGGCCGACACAGCCAAUAUGUCUGAUAAAGAACUGAAGAAACUCCGAAAUAAACAAAGGAGAGCACAGAAGAAAGCUCAGCUAGAAGAAGAGAAGAAAAUUGCAGAGAAAGAGAAACAGCAGAGGAAUCAGAAGAAGAAAAAGGAAGAUGAUGAUGAGGAGAUCGGUGGACCAAAGGAAGAACUUAUUCCUGAAAAGCUGGCCAAGGUUGAUAAUCCAUUGGAAGAAGCUGUUAAAUUUUUAACUCCUUUAAAGAACUUGGUAAAGAACAAAAUUGAGACACAUCUUUAUGCUUUUGAAAUUUACUUCAGAAAAGAUAAGUUCUUAUUGAUGCUGCAGUCUGUUAAGAGGGCAUUUGCUAUCGACCCCUCCCAUCCUUGGCUUCACGAAUGUAUGGUCAAGUUCUUUUGUGCAGUAUCGGAAAGCAAAGACUUACAUGAAUCAGUUAGGACGGUAUUAAAAGAAGAGAUGAAAAAACUGUUUGGAGAAACAACCCCUGCAGAUUUUAACCAUGCUUUUCUGAAAGAAAAUAUAAACUCCAUACCACACAGAUUAUCAGCUGCCAAAAUGAUGUAUUACCUGGAUAGUUCUAGUGAGAGACGAGCAAUAGAAUUGUCCACAGCAGUAGACGAAUCACUCAUUAAUAGAAGUCUCCAGACUUGUAUUCAAGUUCUGGAAUCCUUGCGUGAUGGUAGCUUAGGAGAUAGCAAAGAUGCCGCAGAAUCUUAUAGAGUCGUCUGCUACAAGCUCUUCCCUUAUGCUUUAGCUUUUUUGCCACCUGGAUAUGAAGAGGACAUGAGUAUCACAAUUAAUGGAGAUAGUUCUGCAGAACCAGAAGAACUUGCUAAUGAAAUGUGAACAGCUUAUGAUGAAAACAGACUUUGGACCAUAUCAACUAUGUAAUAUUUUUGUCACGCACCUGCUGUAUCGCUCUGUAACUUAUGUGAAGAAUGAAAGGAGUAAAAAAAUUGUUGCCUUUAAUUAUUGUUUUACUUUUUCCUUUUUUAUCCUGCUGAAAAAAUUCUCUAUAUAAUAUCUGUUACAGGAUAUUGGUGGAACAGUUUCUUAAAAAUAAAACUUGCUGCUAAAAAUUGGAAGAGGGGCAAAAACUGAAUGGAGUAUCUGUUUUUUUAAACUAUUUAUGUAGAAUUUGUUACAGUGGUAAGAGCAGGUGUGUGGCAGAAAUAUUACUAACAAUUUGUCUUUUAGAGAUUACUUUUCUUGGACAGCAUACUCCUAAUCAGUAUCAGAGGUGCCUGCAAAAGCUGUGGUGUAGUGCGAGAUAUUCAGGCAUUGGGGUGUCAUAAUGCUGUUUUAGCACUGGAUUUUGUUCCUUUACUGAGCACAAGGAUGUUUGGGGUUUGGGCAUGUUGUCCGCUCCUGGUCAUCUGAAGUACUCCAUGUGAAAUAUAGAUUGCAGAGACCUAGACAAGAGUUUCAUCAUCUGGAAUUCAAACUGAACGAAUUGUCUGGAGAACAUAGGCGUGGGUGUCCUUUGAAGUUCACUGGACACCAGUAAGUUUGGUGUGUACUUUUUUGUGAACCAUUUUAGAAUAACCUAUUUGAAAGAAACUUAAUAUUCUCCUUAAUUAUCAUUAAAAUGGAGGGGUGGCACAAGUAUUUUUUUUUUUUUUUUUUUUGCCAAACAUCAAAAUACAGAAACCAAAAGAUUUAAUGCACUGUGAUGUGGCACCAACUGAACAGUUAAGAAUAGCCCUCCUUGGUGGGAUAUUGCCAAGAACAAAGUUUCCUGACUUCCCAUUUGUAUUGAAUAAUCAGGAGACAGAUAAUUAAAAACCUACAGACCUUGUUCAUGUUAUGCAGAUAAAAGAAGUGCUGCAUUUUUAGAUACCUCUGGAUUUUUCCACAGUCACAGGUUUGUAAUACUUGAAGCCCUACGUUUCUAUGAAUUCUAUUUCUUGCUCAGUUUAAUCAGGCAUGCUCCAGACUGUAACGGGGCACCAGAGCAUCUUUUUUUUCCCAAUAACAAACCAGCUUCUAAUUCCUGCAGUUACAAGUCAUUUCCUUUUUGUUGUUAAACAUAAGGUACCAAAUAUAAUGCAAUAAAACCUUUUGAAAAACA
Messenger RNA from Bombina bombina (fire-bellied toad), 4045 nucleotides. RefSeq names its product N-alpha-acetyltransferase 15, NatA auxiliary subunit (gene NAA15). The transcript is spliced from 20 exons. Gene Ontology annotation, cellular component: NatA complex; cytoplasm. The record is from RefSeq and is a predicted model, not a curated record. Gene Ontology annotation, biological process: N-terminal peptidyl-methionine acetylation. Gene Ontology annotation, molecular function: protein-N-terminal amino-acid acetyltransferase activity; protein binding. Bases 223 to 2820 code for a protein of 865 amino acids. NCBI's taxonomy places the organism in Eukaryota, Metazoa, Chordata, Amphibia, Anura, Bombinatoridae.